AUGGACUUCGCAUAUCCUUCGUCUAAUUACAGUGCGGCAUCUUCCAGUUUGGCGGAUUUCCGUGGCGUCGUUAGUACCGUCGCUUUGGUCAUUAUCAUCAUUCCCAACGCAAUUGUCUUGACCUUCUUUACCAUCCGCAGCUGCCGGCGGAACUCCUUUUCUGUCUACGUAAUGGCACUGCUAAUGCUAAACAUUAUCGCGACAGUGACAUAUUAUCCCUUUAUUUUAAUCAGCAGCCUGUCGUAUUGGUGGAUGGGCUCAUCCAUGUGUACCUUCUUCCUGUACUCUGCCGACGUACUGGCUUUUGUCAUAACCCUGCUUCACAUGGCGAUGGCUCUCAACCGGAUAUGGGCGGUGCUAAGCCCCAUUCAUUAUCGGCAGUAUCAUACCCGAAAGGUCGCCGUGGCGAUCAUCUUCAUUGUCAUCAUUCUUCCACAUUUCAGCGCUUUACCGGUGCUGAUAACGGAUGCCCUGUACUAUCGCUUCCCCGAAGAACGCUACGGUUGCGGUAUCAAUAUCCAGGCGCAACUGGAAUGGAUGCUGUGUAACCUUCUCCUCUUGGGAGUAGUACCAAUCAUAUUCUUACUACUCUCCUACCCAGUUGUAUUAUCAGUGCUGAUGAGGCACCAUCGAACCGGCCCGCAGGUGGAAGCGCGACGAAAUUCCCGAACACGGCCACGACGAUUUCCUCGCAAGGCGCUGGUGACCCUGACCAUUUUGACCGGAAGUGUUAUCUGCUUUUGGUUGCCUUCGGUGGCUGUGGCGUUUUUGGACCUCGCCAAUCUGCAGGAAUCAGUUGAGUGGCUGGAGUGUUUGGCGAUGAUAACGUAUGCGGCGCAGAGCGUGCUGGAUCCGUUUCUGUUCGCUGCUGUAUUGUCGGAUGUCGCCGAGCAGAUGAAGGCUUUGAUCUGCAUAUGCACCAGAAAGUUGGUCAGUGGAAUUGCAACUGCUUAG
Messenger RNA from Paramacrobiotus metropolitanus, 954 nucleotides. RefSeq names its product neuropeptide CCHamide-1 receptor-like. Gene Ontology annotation, molecular function: G protein-coupled receptor activity; peptide binding. Gene Ontology annotation, biological process: G protein-coupled receptor signaling pathway. The record is from RefSeq and is a predicted model, not a curated record. The transcript has a single exon. Gene Ontology annotation, cellular component: neuron projection; membrane. The coding region runs from base 1 to 954 and encodes 317 amino acids. Lineage: Eukaryota; Metazoa; Tardigrada; Eutardigrada; Parachela; Macrobiotidae.